GAGGCCCGGUGCGCAGGCCUCCGGGUCCUGGCGGGCGCUGAGCCCCGCUGUCCCCGUACCGCGGGCGUAGCAGCCGAGGUGUUUUGGUUGGUUGCGUCCCGCCCCCUCCGGUGAUCCCGCCCAGCCCCUCUCUGCCGUGGCCCGUCGGGUCCUGAAUGGGGUGUUCUCUGGCAGUUCACCGGAGUCGUUUUACUUCGUCCUUGACUAGGCAGUGUGCGUCUUGUAUUUUGGUGGCUGAAUAUUUUUACUUGUCGGCGACUUUUUCCUUCCCGUCCGCAAAUGAUCCUAUCCCAGAGCGCUGUUGCUUAAACAGAAUCAGAUGUGCGUGGCUUUUAAAAGAUGAAGAAACUGUAUGAGUCAGCAGGUUGCAGAACCUCUUAUCAGUGCCAUUUCUGUCAUGAUGGUGGGGACGUUGGGGGGGCGGGGAUACGACUAGUUUCCCCACCCAGUACAGCAAUAACUUUAAAGUGACAAUAUUUUAGGACAUAAGCGGCUAUCCUAGAAUACGUUUAAAAUUGCCAUUUUCAUUUCCAAGAACAGUUGUAUUCUGGGGCCGAAUUCCUGAUUGUCAAAAAUAUAUUUCAGGGUGUCAAGGUGAAGGAAAUGUGAAGAAUGUUUUAAAAAUGUGAGGAUUUUUAUAAAAGUAUAUUAGACUGAAUUAUAAAGCUUAUGUUUUAGUGAAGCAGUCAGUUGUACCAAAUUCCAUAUAGCUAUUUUGUGAAAUUCGGUAUGCAUAUCAGAUGAAUCUCCAGUAUAAAGACCUCGCUUCAUAGUUUUUGCUAAUAGUUCUAUUUUCUAUCUUGUUUUGUAUUUCUCCAUCUAAUUUUAAAAUCUUGUUAGCAAUGGCCCUCUUCGUUAAUGAUGUCAGAUUAAUGAAAGACCAGCUUCACUAGUUUAUAUUAAUACAUCCAGACUUUCACAUGCAGAAUUGAUACAGGAACAGUCUGUACUUGGAGUUGUUUUUCUUAGUCAGUAAAGACAGGAUUUGUUGCUUCAUUUGAGGAACCUACGCUUGUACAAAGGUCAGAGCUAGACUUGUUUCAUCUCAGUUCCCACUCACUCCCAAUCUCUUGUAUUUUAUUCUGUUUAGUAUCCUUUGCUUUUAAAAGGAUACUUUCUUUCAAUGCUUUCUGGUUUGCUUGAGUGCUUUUCUUACUGUUACUAACUUUGGGUAACACUCAAAGCUCUAUCCACAUUGUUCUCAAAACAAGUUUUACUUUUUGAACCAAAGUCAUACUAAUAAGCUCAUGGUUAUCUUGAAAUGUCAAGGAAAAUACAAGGUGUAUUUAUUUGUAGCUGAGCAUUUAAAAAAAAAAAAAAAAGGAGCCUAUUUUUGUUAGGUCCUGUGCAUCCAAAUACUGUAGGCCAUCCUUGGGUAACCACUUGGCCUUAAGGGUUCAGUUGUUAUUGUGCUGACUAUAUCAUACAUAAAUGCAGUCUCUGUAUUUCUAUUUCAGUGUCCUGUCAUUACUGCAUUCUGUAAAUGCAAAAGAAAAUCCAGUUUAUGUAAACUGUCCCCUUUCCAGGUCUUUCUUUCAUACUGACAAGUGGCAUUUUCCCUCUGUGUCUGACUUGAAAACUUAAAAGAGUUUUCUUGACAUCUUCUUCUCAUCCCAUUUAUGCUUGUCACCAAGUCCUGUUUUUUUACAUUUAUUUUUAUCUUUAAUAUGUGUAUGUGUCGGUAGUUAAUGCAGACAUGAGUGCAAGUGCCUGCAGAAACCAAAAGAAGGUGUCGGAUCUCCCGGGACAUGCAGACAGUUGUGAGCUGGCUGCUGUAAGCAGCGUAAUACGGGUUCUGGGAACCAAGCUCCAGUCCCUGGAAGAAGAGCACACGCUCUUAACCACUAAACCAUCUCCAGCCCCAUCUCUUUCUCUUGUAAUUUUCUUCUUCUCUUUUCAAAAUGUAAUUCUCAGUAGAUCCCACUCCUGCAUUCUUGCACUGUUAUUGUAUUCAGACCCUCAUUGCCUUGUUGGCUGCAUUAUUGCAAUUUUAAAUGACAUACUCUGCAUGUUCAUUCUGUCCGUAACUGGGACGACACCUAGCAUUUCCCUCAGUCUCUCAAUGUCUGUUAAAAUUCCACUCCUUUCCCUAGCAUAGAACUUAGUCUCCCUUUCUGCUUACACACCUCUAGUCCUUCUAGCUCUUUCCCCAGUUUACAGCACUCUUCACCUUUUCAUUCUUUUUCCUACUUUUGCCGUAACUUUUGUUGUGGUUGACUUUCCUCUCAAAACAUUUUCAGUGCAUUUUCUAAUGCUGGCAUUUGUUUAGUAGAAGUAAAGCUUGUUGCUCAUUUCUCUGUUAAGUAGUUGUUGCUUGAUGGUGGUGGUUUCUGAUAGCUAUAAUUAGAAUCUCUCAUUUUGUUUGCAAAAUUAUUUUUCUGUAAUGUUUUCCAUUUUGGGGGCUUUAUAUUCUGUGUAUUGAUGCCAAAUUGAUAGGUAUAUAAUGUCUCAGGGAUUGGUUCUUUCCACUAUGAGUUUCUGGGAUUGAAUUGUCUAGUUUGCAUGGCAAGUACUUUUACCAGGUGAGCAAGAUCACUGGCCCUAAAUGAUUGUGUCUUUUUGGAAGGAACCAAUGUAGACUGUAUCAGCAUAGUCUAGACUUGGAUUGCUUUCUCUUCUGCCUCAGUCUUGGACUGAUCUAGUGAAUCAUCUAUGCUUUCAACCAGCUUAUUCUAUCACCAAAAUGUUGCUUACUUUUUCUUCUGCCUAGAAUAUUUUAUCAAGAUUUUCACAAGACUUCAUUUCCUCAGUUCUCUCAGAGCCACUAAAAUGCUGAAGUAUCAGUUCUUCUGACUGUCCCAUCUAAUUAGUAUUCUUUGUACCCUUCCUUUUCUACUUUAAUUCAUGACACUAUUAGGAGUACAAAUAAUUAAUAUAUAUCUUUUUGCUAAUAUUGUUCUUGAUUCACAAGACUGCCUGAUAUUGAGUAAGGUCAUCCUCUUGCUGUUAAGUUCCCUUUUUUAUCCCAUGCAAAGGUGUUUCCCUUAAAUCUAAUAUCGAAGGCUUUUAUUUUUAUUUUUCACUAUUUAGGAUAUCAUCAUUCCCAAACUUCUCUCAAUCCUUAUCAGUACAUUAUAGGUAUGUUUCAGAACUAGUAUGUAGCCAGGAGUAUUAAUUUUUAACAUUUCAGAAUUCUAUACUCUUUAUUAAUUAAUUUUUCUUUUUGCCUCUAGUAUUUUUAUUCUCCUGUUAUCUUUGGAUAUUUAGCCUUAAUUUUGUGCUACUUCUAAAGCUGGUUGCACAUUUUCCUAUUGGCUGUAUGUGCAGAUCUCUCUAGGUGAUAGUUCAUUCCAUGGCAUGUUUUGUAAUCUUUCUGAGUUAAUGUUCAGUGGUGGUUGCCCAUUGCCCAACAUUAGACAAUGACAUUGCCUUGGAGUUUUAGUUGUCUCUUCUGGAAUUCCACAUAAUUAACUAACUCAGACCAGUCUUCAUUUGCAUAGAACACUAGUGCUAUGUGGUAAUAAGACGUAGAUGCUGAUCUUCAGCGCAGCUUUUGUUCAUGCUGGUUUAUGUAGAUGAAACCCCAGGCUUUCUGCAUGCUAGGUACGACCAUGAAUUACGGAAUUUCUUAAAUGAAGCAUUCAGAAGUGGAAUGAGAGAAUGUCACAUAGAAAAUAAAGAUUUUUAAGUUAUGUCUAUUAAUUUAACUCUAGAUAUAUAUAUUUACUUCCUUAAUAAUGCAAGAAGUUUUUGUGGGAAACAGAGAAGCAAACAGUUGAAUUUCUUGUGUUCUAAACAGUAUUGGCGCAUGAACCAUGUCAAUGUACACAGAGAGUUUCACACAAGUAAGAAAAGCUGUAAAUGGAACAGAAGUGAAGCACAUUGCAGCAAACACUGGCACUCUUCAAGCAACCAUGGUGUACAUAUUGGAAUUGUGAAACUUAGCACUUCUGCUCCCAAGGGACUUACAAAAGUGAGCAUUCAUAUGUCCCGUAUUAAAAGUACUUUGAAUUCUGUUUCAAAGGCUAUUUUUGGCAGUCAAAAUGAAAUGGUUUCACGGUUAGCUCAGUUUAAGCCAAGUUCUCGAAUAUUCAGAAAAGUAUCAGAUAGGGGAUGGUUAAAACAUAAAAAUGUUAAGCAAGCCAUUGAAUCUCUGAAAAACUAUAGUGAUAAAUCAGCAGAAAAGAAUUCUUUUGCAGAACAGAAAAGUUACUUUGCAGAUAAAGAAGAAGGUUCAGAUAAACACAGCCUUUACCAUUACGCAUACAGAAUUACCACCAGAUUUGGAGAGUCAUUCUACUUUUUAGCAAAUCAUAUUAAUUCAUACUUCAAAAACAAGGAAAAAAUGUCUCAAAUAAAGGAAGAUAGACAGCUUCAGGACAAACCAUGCCUUGAAGAAAGUAAAUCCAUUUCUCCUAGCCCUGACAUCUUGACAGACAGGCCAGACUCGGGACCUCCCCUAAAUGUUGAAGACAAACUUUCCAGUUCUACCCAGCUGCCUGAGGCUCUCCCAGUAUCUACAAAACAAAGUAUUGCUAACUUCCUUUCUCGUCCCACUGAAGGCGUACAAGCCUUAGUUGGUGGUUACAUUGGUGGACUUGUACCCAAAUUAAAGUCUGAUCCCAAGAGUCAACCUGAAGAAGAAGAAGAGCCUUCUAAAACUGAUGAGCCUAUCUGCAAAGACAAAAAAGCAGAGGAGAAAAAGCGUGUGUUACUUCAGCGAGAAAAGAUUAUUGCAAGAGUGAGUAUUGAUAACAGAACUCGAGCCUUAGUUCAGGCCUUAAGAAGAACAACCGACCCAAAGCUCUGUAUUACUAGGGUUGAAGAACUGACUUUUCAUCUUCUAGAAUUUCCUGAAGGAAAAGGAGUGGCUGUCAAGGAAAAAAUUAUCCCAUAUUUAUUACGGCUGAGACAAAUUAAAGAUGAAACUCUUCAGGCUGCAGUUAGAGAAAUUUUGGCCUUAAUUGGUUAUGUAGAUCCAGUGAAAGGCAGAGGAAUCCGAAUCCUCGCGAUUGAUGGUGGAGGAACAAGAGGUGUGGUUGCUCUUCAGACUCUGCGAAAGUUGGUUGAACUUACUCAGAAGCCGAUUCAUCAGCUCUUUGAUUACAUCUGCGGUGUAAGCACAGGGGCCAUAUUAGCAUUCAUGCUGGGAUUGUUUCACAUGCCGCUGGAUGAAUGUGAGGAACUCUAUCGAAAGUUGGGCUCAGAUGUGUUCACUCAGAAUGUCAUUGUCGGGACCGUCAAAAUGAGUUGGAGCCAUGCAUUUUAUGAUAGUCACACGUGGGAAAAGAUCCUUAAGGAUAAAGUUGGAUCUGCACUAAUGAUUGAAACAGCAAGAGACCCCUUAUGUCCUAAGGUAGCUGCUGUAAGUACCAUAGUAAACAGAGGACAAACACCAAAAGCUUUUGUGUUCAGAAACUAUGGACAUUUUCCUGGCACCAACUCUCACUAUCUAGGAGGCUGUCAGUAUAAAAUGUGGCAGGCCAUCAGAGCCUCAUCAGCUGCUCCAGGCUACUUUGCAGAAUAUGCGCUGGGGAAUGAUCUUCAUCAGGAUGGAGGUUUGCUUCUGAAUAACCCUUCAGCCUUGGCCCUGCACGAAUGUAAAUGUAUCUGGCCAGAUACCCCACUAGAGUGUAUAGUAUCCCUGGGCACAGGACGAUAUGAGAGUGAUGUGAGGAAUACCACAACAUACACGAGCCUGAAGACCAAGCUCUCCAAUGUCAUCAGCAGUGCUACAGAUACAGAGGAAGUCCACAUAAUGCUUGAUGGUCUAUUACCUGCUGACACGUAUUUUAGGUUUAAUCCUGUGAUCUGUGAAAACAUACCCCUAGAUGAAAGCCGCAAUGAGAAGCUGGACCAGCUUCAGCUGGAAGGGAUGAAGUAUCUAGAAAGAAAUGAUGAAAAGAUGAAAAAACUUGCAAAAAUAUUAAGUCGAGAAAAAACAACUCUUCAGAAGAUUAGUGAUUGGAUAAAAUUAAAAAGUGAUAUGUAUGAAGGCCUUCCAUUUUUUUCAAAAUUGUGAGUAGGGUAUACAUGUGUUCCUCAAGGCCAUCAAAAGAUCCAUAAGUUUAUAGAGGAGCAGUGUGAUUCACAUGAAUUUUGUGUAGGACACUUAGUGAAAUCCGGGAAUCCUUGAAUCAGAUAAUGCUUUGAGUAGCUCGAACCUCACAGAAGAUAUGAUUGGUAACAAAAGUUAUAUGGGAAUUAGGUAUUUAAGAUGUUCAUAACCUUUAGACGUUUUAUUACUAUGCUAUUUGGUUUUAGUAUCUAUUAGUCUUAAAUUGUUUGCUGUUUCAAAAUGUACUAAUAUAUGUGCCAAACAAGCAAUGGGGAAUGUUACACUUUAUGCUUUCUUUUUUGUCAUUUCAAUCAUGUGGAACUUGUGUGACUGUUGAUUUUCUUUCAUGUCAAAAGGUGAUUUCUCUUUACAUUUACACCGUUAGCAUUUCCCUACGUGCACCCACAAUCCAUGUGUUACCUUUCACUGUAAUAAUCAUGGAAAGAGAGAUAGGAAAUGGGAUUUUCUCUGUUUAAAGUACAUUUAUGUUUGAAAUAUGAAAAAACUGGACACAAUUUUCUAUUCAAAAUGAUUGAUGGAUUUCCAGUGAACUUUUUCUUGAAAUUUCAAGAUAAGGUUGUUCACUUUUGUAGAUCAAAUGGUAUCAUAUCAUUUACUGUUAUAGAAUUAAUUAAUUGAUUUUACUGAGAAAAUAUUCUUAUCAUUAGCAAAAAUAAAUUAUUGAAGUGACCACUUGUUCAAUGCUAAUGCCAUUUUAAAGGUUUUUUUUUUAAUUGCUAAUAAUGAUUGCCUGGUUUCUUGUAACAUUUAUGAGGAAAUGUUAGCCUAGUUAGAUUUACAGAAGUUAAGCAUGGCACCAUAGGCCAAAUAUAUUAAUCUUCACUGUACAAUUGCCCUUGUAAAUCUUUACAUUUAAUUGAAAUUUUUUAUGAAAAAUGAAACCAGGGUGUGUAUCUUUUGCUUAAUACACAAAAACUAACAGUGCUGCCUGUGUUGUCAUAGUGUUUGCAGUGCUGGGUCACCAGAGCAAUGAGAUGGGUGAGAGCCCUGGAGUGGUUGAGAAUGUGGGUAUUAGUGGGCUGAAUAGUCAGCCUCUGGGCAUGAUCUUGAAGACAGCGGACAGCUUAUAAGGUUCAGCUCUUUCAUUUGAAAAAGGAGGAAAGGUAAUUGUCAAAUUUUGUGACUUCUCAUUUAUUUUUUAAGAACAAGAUAAAUAAGCUUCCAGUUAUUUCAGAAGAUAAUUUAAACACUCCUUUUUAGCCUUUAAAUACAAAUAAACUUUUAUGCAACUAGACUGACUUACUAGUAUAAGAAAAAAUAGAAAGGUCAGUCUUUAUGAUCUCAGAGCUUUUUGCAAAAGCAAAUUGUCUCGGUGUUCAGGAGGCAGAGGAAACAUCUCUCCAGUUCUAGGCUAUUCUGGUGUAUAUAGCGAGUUCCAGUACAGUCAGAGAACUACAUAGUAGAGGAACUGUAUUUCAAACAAUCAAAAAACCAAACAGUCAACAAUUACACUUGUAGCAUAUACUACUUCUAUGUUUGUGAAAGACAAAAGUGGUUGACAAUAAUCCAGAAGUCCAUCCUGUUAUCUGAGAAGAAAGGACAGGCAUAGUAUAUCAUCCCAUUGAAUGCUUAUUAGGUGUGGUCCUAGCUACGUGCGGAAGAAAGGAGGGAGGGGAAAAAAGGCCAUAUCUUGACAAACUAAAAUAUUUAGAAAAAUGAAAAAGUGAUCAAAUAUUCUACGUCAAGAUCUAUAGCUUUGACUUUGAUCUAUAAUACCUUGCUAAGCAGGGGCUUUAUCUUUUUCUGUUGUUCUAUUGAAUUAUUCCUGAGAAAAGUAUUUUAGGGUAACAGUCAUCUUGUGUUUGUGUUGAUCAUUUGACCACUCUGAAGAAUUCUUAAUAGUCACUCAAGUUGAAAAAGUAAAAACUAAUGAAGUUUACACCUCCCUCUGUUUUUUAGAUCAGGCUUAACAUGCUUGAUUCUUCUAUAAUGUUAAUAAAAUUGUGUCAUUUAGAACUAA
Molecule: messenger RNA, 7979 nt
Organism: Rattus norvegicus (Norway rat)
Lineage: Eukaryota; Metazoa; Chordata; Mammalia; Rodentia; Muridae
Source: RefSeq, a predicted model, not a curated record